Molecule: messenger RNA, 2527 nt
Organism: Hemicordylus capensis (graceful crag lizard)
Lineage: Eukaryota; Metazoa; Chordata; Lepidosauria; Squamata; Cordylidae
Gene: PRSS23
Product: serine protease 23
Exons: 2
Coding region: 460-1599 (379 amino acids)
Biological process (GO): proteolysis
Molecular function (GO): serine-type endopeptidase activity
Source: RefSeq, a predicted model, not a curated record
ACGAGUUGCAAAGAAGUUUUCCUCGCUGCUCCCCCCGCCCCGCCGGCUCUCUCCUUUUGCACAGAGGGCUGAGAGCAACAGAUUGCAGAAGGAGAGGACCGGCUCCGAAGUGACACCUGCGAAGAGUGCGCGUCCGAAAACCACCAUCCUUCCCGGCUCCUCUCUCUGCAUCUCCUUCUUGGAUUGUGAAGGUCCAGGAGUUUGGUGACUGGUGGCGGAGGAGGGAACCGUGCAAGCCCCACAAGUUGUUUUGUGUGUGGGGCCGCGGGUUUGCACUGAUCUGUGCUGGGGCGAGCAGAAGGCAGGUCUGAGCUAGUGGGGGAAUUCCCGCCCAGCGUCAGCAGCAUCAGCACCACAAACCUGGACGCGAUGGGACCUCUGUCGUCACCUGCCUAACUUUUCUUUUUUCAAAUUGUCCUCUGGGGCACUUGGAAUCCCAGAUCGGCGCUCGGCACCGGGAUGAAGCGGUUGGGGUUCAGCAUGGUGGGCCUCCCAGCUCUUCUCUUACUCCUAUGGACUGUAAAAGGUGUUAUGUCCUCCAGUCCUCACCGGAAGCCAACCUGGCCAUCCUACAAGGUCCCAGUCGUCCUCCCACAAUCGACCAUUAAUUUGGAGAAACCACAGUUUGCGGCAGAAGCCAAACUGGAAGUGGUGUCGCCUUGCGGCCCAUCUUGCCACAAGCGUUCCCCGCUACCGACUUACGAAGAAGUGAAAGACUACUUGUCCUAUGAGACUUUGUACUCCAAUGGCUCCCGCACUGAGACCGAAGUUGGCAUUUACAUUGUUACCAGCAGCAGCACAGGGGGACAGAGCAGAUCUCGGACAAAGAGACAAAUCUAUGGAUAUGACACGAGAUUUAGUAUUUUUGACAAAGACUUCUUGCUCAAUUACCCAUUUUCCACUUCUGUGAAGUUGUCCACAGGCUGCACCGGAACAUUGGUGGCUGAGAAACAUGUCCUAACGGCAGCUCACUGCAUCCACGAUGGCAAAAGUUAUGUCAAGGGAGCCAGGAAACUACGUGUGGGGUUCUUGAGGCCCAAGUUGAAAGAUGGUAGCAAGGGGGCGAAUAUCAGCACCUCCUCAGAGCCUGAGAAGAUGAAAUUCCAGUGGAUUCGAGUGAAACGGACACACGUCCCCAAAGGGUGGAUAAAAGGGAAUGCCAACGACAUUGGCAUGGAUUAUGACUACGCCUUGUUGGAGCUCAAGAAGCCCCACAAAAGAAAGUUCAUGAAAAUAGGUGUGAGCCCCUCAGCCCGCCAGCUGCCUGGAGGGAGGAUUCAUUUCUCAGGCUACGACAACGACCGGCCUGGAAAUCUGGUGUACCGUUUCUGUGAUGUCAAAGACGAAACUUUCGACCUGUUGUAUCAGCAGUGCGAUGCCCAGCCGGGAGCCAGCGGUUCUGGAGUUUACGUGCGGAUGUGGAAGAGACAGAACCACAAAUGGGAGCGUAAAAUUAUUGGGAUAUUUUCAGGGCAUCAGUGGGUCGAUACCAAUGGCUCCCCUCAGGAUUUCAAUGUGGCUGUUCGCAUCACACCUCUCAAAUAUGCACAGAUUUGUUAUUGGAUCAAAGGCAACUAUCUUGACUGUAGGAAUGGGUAAAGGCGAUGAACAUCCCAGAAAAGACCUUCAUUGCUUAUCUGGGGCACGGUGGGGGUGGGGAUAAGGGUAAGCCAACCUUCUCUAUAUUGCCAAUGUGCACAAUUCUGUUUCAUAAAUAGCUGGAUGUGGGAAUUAACAGGGUGAUCUGUCUUGUUUGUGUUGGCUGAUAAGCACAGUUGGAAGAUGUGUGUCUGGCAAAGAGAUCUGUGCUGCUCCUAGAUAGUGGGGUGACCUGAGCCCUAUUCACUAAUCACACGUGUACAAUCUGUGCAUAGUGUACUUGGGUACAGAUCUCUAUGCAGGUACAGUUAUUCGCAUGUUAUGUCGAAUGCUGGUCCAGCCCUACACUUCCUAUCUGUAUCCUUUAUUUCAGGGGGCCUGUACCCAGAUUCAUUUUUAAAAUGAAUGCAAGUGCAGUCAUUCACACAGAAACAUGUACAGACAUCUAUGCAACAUGAUGUCUGAAUAGGGCUUUCUUAUCUGUAUCCUAAAUUUCAAGAGGCCUGUAUCCAAGUUCACACAAGUCAUUCACACAAAAAUAUGGAUAUGCAUACAGACAUCUGAACAGAAGUAUGACAUAAUGUCUGAAUAUGGCUCUGGCAUGCACACUUCACCCCAUCCUUCUUGAACAUGAUUUCUUUUUCCUGUGGCUUCCAAGCAGACACAUCAUGACAUCGCUUCUGUCUUUUUGCUCAUCUGCCAUCUUAGGGCCUUUCUGCACUGGCCCAAGUUUGGAGAGUUGGUGCUGCACCCAGUUCACCUAUGUCACACCUAAUCUAUACAGCCUGCUUGGAAUCAGGUCAACCUACAGCACAGUGUGGGUACAGUCUGCACCGUAGCAGGGAUGGUGGCAAGGGGUGUUUCCAUUUUACAUUGUUGCUGCUUACUGGAGUAUAUGAAUUUGGAAUAAUUAAAUGGCAAGCACAAA